Pectinophora gossypiella (pink bollworm) is the source of this 1828-nucleotide messenger RNA. RefSeq names its product DCN1-like protein 3 (gene SCCRO3). The record is from RefSeq and is a predicted model, not a curated record. Gene Ontology annotation, biological process: positive regulation of ubiquitin-protein transferase activity; protein neddylation. Gene Ontology annotation, molecular function: ubiquitin-like protein binding; cullin family protein binding; ubiquitin conjugating enzyme binding. The transcript has 3 exons. Gene Ontology annotation, cellular component: ubiquitin ligase complex. The coding region runs from base 347 to 1345 and encodes 332 amino acids. NCBI's taxonomy places the organism in Eukaryota, Metazoa, Arthropoda, Insecta, Lepidoptera, Gelechiidae.
CAUUCAUUCGUUCUAUAUUUUCACGAUUAAUUUCUUCUCGUUCGCUAAUAAUGGGCUUGUCGAAAUAGGAAAUACAAUAUAUUCGAGAUAUUAUGUGGAAAUUAAUCUCCCAAAUAUUAUUCUAUUCAAUUUUCACCUGACCACAGUUUAUUACCCGCAAAAAGGUACGAAUAUGUUAUGAUUUAUGGUUUACAAUAAAUAUCUUCAAAAGGCCUUGCAAAAAACUGUUCUACAAUCAUUAUGUUUUAUAGCAUUUAUGGACAAAUAUUGAAUAAGUUGCUGUGGACGGGUAGCGCGUGUGACACGACUUUUAUGUGUUUGAAGAAUUUCGUACACAUUUUGUCCAAUGGGCCAAUGUCUGAGUUGUUUCCAAACUCAAGCUAAUGCUGAUAUCACAACAUCUUCUCAUAGGAAAAAAGAUGAGCUGACAGAGAUAGUUGCUACUCAUCAAGUACCUCCUGUGAUGGUAUCUGACUACCCUCAAGAAGAACCACUGCUCUGUGACAAUGACAGUAGUAUGAACUGCUAUAACAAGAACACUAAUGCUUUACACAAUGCUAAUACUCUGAAUUCCUAUGGAGAACCAUGUUCAGGGGAAACAAUACAUUCACAAAGAACUCACAAUAGUUCAGAAAAGAAUCCCAACAAGCCAUUUUAUCAGAAGUUGCCAUCUAUUCCACGAACCAUGUCAUCACUGGGCUCCAGUGAACCUCGAGUUUCUGAAUCUAAAAUAAACCAAUUAUUUGACCAAUAUAAAGAUUCUUUAGAAGAUGCUAUACUAGCUGAAGGAAUUGAAAACCUUUGCAAUGAUCUUCAACUAAAUCCAGAUGAUUUUAAAGUUUUGGUACUUGCUUGGAAAUUAAAUGCUAGUCAAAUGUGCAGAUUCACAAAAUCAGAAUUUGUACAUGGUUUAAAAAGCAUGAAAACAGAUUCUAUCAAAAAUAUUCAACUUAAACUUAAUGAGAUAACAAAUGAAUUAAAAAAGGAUUCUGAGCAGUUCAAAGAUUUGUACAGAUUUACUUUCAAAUUUGGAUUAGAUGUGAGUACAGGUCAGAGAAUAUUGCCAUCUGAUAUAGCCAUAGUACUUUGGCGCCUUGUCUUCACAAAUAAUGAGCCUGCAGUGCUGAACAGGUGGUUGAGUUAUCUUGAAAAGAAUCCUCAUAUCAGAGGCAUUCCAAAAGAUACCUGGUACAUGUUCUUAAACUUUUGUGAAUUUGUGGGUGAUGAUCUCAGCAGCUAUGAUGACACAGAGGCUUGGCCGAGCCUGUUUGACGAUUUUGUGGAAUAUGAAAAUGAUCAGAUGAAUCAAAAUGUUACAAAAAAUGACAUCAAAAUACAGGAUUAAAUAUCCUAUGCCAAAUUUUAGCUAUUUAGGUACUUAAAUAUAUUGAGACUGAUAUAAUUGGAUAAUGCAUGUUUGUGGUGAUGAUGCAAUAUUCUGCAUCUCCAGGAGCUAAGGUUAAGCUAAUGAAUGUUUCAUAAUAAGUUAAAAAUUGUGAAUGUAGUGGAGGUACUAAUAAUGUGAGAUUUAAAAAUGAAUUGAAUGUACAUAUUAUUAUGUUAUAUUUUAUAACUAAUUGUGAAACUACUAUUGUGUCUAGAUUUUAGACUUAUAAAUUGAUACAACAUUCCAGUGAUGGAAUUAGCCAAAAUCUGUACAUAUUAUAAUAUCUUUGUAGUUUGGGUUGCUUGAAGUGGUAAAUGCUCUGCUGCAUGUACUGUACCUACAUUGUGUUGUCACUCUUAAUUAAUUGCCACUUGAAGUCACCCUAUAUACCUUGCACAACUGAAAUUGCCUGGUAUAAAUAAAUAAUAGAAUUUCAUAAUA